This is a messenger RNA of Suricata suricatta (meerkat), 5503 nucleotides long. It is a transcript of the gene ARAP2, whose product is annotated as ArfGAP with RhoGAP domain, ankyrin repeat and PH domain 2. Gene Ontology annotation, molecular function: GTPase activator activity; phosphatidylinositol-3,4,5-trisphosphate binding. Gene Ontology annotation, biological process: signal transduction; positive regulation of GTPase activity. The transcript is spliced from 33 exons. The record is from RefSeq and is a predicted model, not a curated record. NCBI's taxonomy places the organism in Eukaryota, Metazoa, Chordata, Mammalia, Carnivora, Herpestidae. Bases 40 to 4488 code for a protein of 1482 amino acids.
AGAUCACUGCCCUCUCCAUUCUUUCAAUUCCAAGGAGAAAUGGUUGUAAAUGACUUGUAUGUUCCGUCGUCACCAAGUCUAGCACCCAUGAGAAGCCGUAGCAAGUUGGUUUCGAGACCAUCUCGAUCUUUUCUGCUAAGGCACCGUCCUGUACCAGAGAUUCCAGGGUCUACUAAAGGAAUUUCAGCGAGCUAUUUCCGUGAGAGAAGAAAUGUUCCUACCUCAACUGGAAAGUCUGUGACACAGGAAAAUUCAAAUGAGGAAAAUUCAUCUUCCAUUUUUCCUUAUGGAGAGACCUUUCUCCUUCAGAGACUAGAAAAUUCCAAGAAGAGAUCUAUCAAGAAUGAAUUUUGGACUCAUGAAGGAACACUCAAAGGGGAAACAACUACUGAAAAAAACUCUUUUCUUAUGAAGUCAAGCAUAUAUGAUAACAGGAAGGAACAUAUAAGUGAAGACAAAGCAGAAGAUAUUUGGAUACCUCGAGAGGACAAAAUUAGUUUUCCAGUAGAUUCUGCUUCAGAAUCAGAAUAUUCAACAGUAGAAGAAUGCUUUCAGAGUUUAAGAAGAAAAAAUUCAAAGGCAUCUAAGUCUAGGACUCAAAAAGCAUUGAAUUUGGACCCUGUUAAUAGGCACAGUUAUCCGUUAAGCUCAACAAGUGGAAAUACUGAGUCCUCAGUAGUUUCCUCAAAUGCAAUAUCUCCCUACGCCUGCUUUUAUGGGUCCUCGGCAAGGAAGGUUAAGUCCGGAUGGCUAGACAAACUCUCCCCUCAAGGAAAACGCAUGUUUCAGAAGAGAUGGGUGAAAUUUGAUGGCUUUAGCAUUUCUUACUACAAUAAUGAAAAGGAGAAGUAUUCAAAAGGAAUAAUUCCCCUUUCUGCUAUAUCUACGGUACGCGUUCAAGGAGACAACAAAUUUGAAGUUGUUACGACACAAAGAACUUUUGUUUUUAGAGUAGAAAAAGAAGAGGAGAGAAAUGACUGGAUCAGCAUACUGUUGAAUGCACUGAAAUCGCAGUCCCCUGCCUUGCAGUCUCAAGCAGCUACUGCACCUGAGAAAUGUGGAUAUCUUGAAUUGAGAGGGUACAAAGCCAAAAUUUUUACUGUGUUAAGUGGAAACAGCGUGUGGCUUUGCAAAAACGAACAGGAUUUUAAGAGUGGACUUGGUAUUACCAUAAUUCCUAUGAAUGUCGCAAAUGUAAAGCAAGUGGUCCGAACUGUAAAACAGUCUUUUGAAAUAAUCACUCCCUACAGGAGUUUUAGCUUUACAGCCGAGUCUGAAAAAGAGAAACAAGAGUGGAUUGAAGCUGUGCAGCAAUCGAUAGCAGAAACUCUCUCUGAUUAUGAAGUAGCUGAGAAGAUUUGGUUCAAUGAGUCCAACAGGAGCUGUGCAGAUUGCAAAGCCCCAGAUCCUGACUGGGCGUCCAUCAAUCUCUGUGUUGUCAUCUGUAAGAAGUGUGCAGGACAACAUAGAUCUUUAGGACCAAAAGAUUCCAAGGUUAGAAGUCUAAAAAUGGAUGCCAGCAUUUGGAGCAAUGAACUCAUUGAGCUCUUUAUUGUCAUUGGAAACAAAAGAGCAAAUGACUUUUGGGCUGGUAAUCUUCAAAAAGAUGAAGAAUUACACAUGGACUCACCUGUAGAAAAGAGAAAAACCUUUAUCACUCAGAAGUACAAAGAAGGAAGAUUCAGGAAGACUCUGCUGGCAUCUCUCACCAAAGAAGAAUUAAAUAAGGCUCUGUGUGCUGCUGUAGUGAAACCAGAUGUUCUGGAAACAAUGGCUUUGUUGUUCAGCGGGGCAGAUGUCAUGUGUGCAACUGGAGACCCUGUGCACAGCACCCCCUAUCUGCUGGCCAAGAAGGCUGGGCAGAGUCUGCAGAUGGAGUUUCUCUACCAUAACAAAUUCUCAGAUUUCCCUCAACAUGACACUCACUCUGAAGGUGGAUUAGGUCAAGAGCCCUCCCAGUCCACGUUCCUCUGUGACUUUUUGUAUCAGGCUCCUGCUGCUGCUUCUAAACUCUCUUCAGAGAAAAAACUGCUUGAAGAGACAAAUAAAAAGUGGUGUGUUUUGGAAGGAGGCUUCUUGAGUUACUAUGAAAAUGAUAAGUCUACGGCACCUAAUGGCACCAUUAAUAUCAGUGAAGUGAUCUGCCUGGCUGUCCACAAAGAGGACUUCUAUUUAAAUACCGGGCCCAUCUUUACCUUUGAGAUCUAUUUACCCUCAGAACGUGCAUUUUUAUUUGGAGCAGAAACAUCUCAAGCUCAAAGAAAAUGGACAGAGGCAAUAGCCAAGCAUUUUGUUCCCUUUGUUGCUGAAAACUUAACAGAAGCUGACUAUGAUUUGAUUGGUCAACUCUACUACAAAGACUGCCAUACCCUGGAUCAGUGGAGAAAAGGCUGGUUUUCUAUGGACAAAUCUAGUUUGCGUUUCUGUCUUCCAAUGCAAGAAGUUCAGGAAGAUAGAAUGCAUUUAAGAAGACUGCAAGAGCUAACAAUCAGCACAGUGGUUCAAAAUGGGGAAAAAAUAGACAUCUUGCUCUUGGUAGAAAAAGGGAGAACAUUAUACAUCCAUGGGCAUACCAAGUUGGAUUUCACAGUCUGGCAUACUGCAAUUGAAAAAGCAGCAGGUACAGAUGGUAAUGCAUUACAAGAUCAGCAGCUCAGCAAAAAUGACGUUCCCAUUAUUGUGAACAGCUGUAUAGCAUUUGUUACACAGUAUGGUUUAGGAUGCAAAUAUAUCUAUCAAAAGAAUGGUGAUCCUUUGCAUAUAAGUGAACUCCUGGAGAGUUUCAAAAAGGAUGCAAGAAGCUUUAAAUUGAGAGCUGGAAAACAUCAGCUUGAAGAUGUGACAGGCAUAUUGAAAAAUUUUCUCUCUGACAUUGAUGAUGCACUUCUUACUAAAGAGCUCUACCCAUAUUGGAUCUCCGCUUUAGAUACUCAAGAUGACAAGGAAAGAAUUAAAAAGUAUGGUGCAUUUAUACGUUCUCUUCCAGGCGUCAACCGGGCAACGUUGGCAGCUGUAAUUGAACAUCUUUACAGGGUGCAGAAAUGCUCAGAAAUCAAUCACAUGAAUGCCCAUAAUUUGGCCUUGGUCUUUUCAUCCUGUUUAUUUCAAACUAAAGGACAAACUAGUGAAGAAGUGAAUGUAAUUGAGGACUUAAUUAAUAAUUAUGUUGAGAUAUUUGAGGUUAAAGAAGACCAAGUCAAACAAAUGGACAUAGAAAAUAGCUUUAUUACCAAGUGGAAAGACACUCAAGUUUCCCAGGCUGGAGAUUUGUUAAUUGAAGUGUAUGUAGAAAAGAAGGAACCUGACUGCAGUAUUAUAAUUCGGAUCUCUCCUGUGAUGGAAGCAGAGGAAUUAACUAAUGAUAUAUUAGCAAUAAAAAACAUAAUUCCUGUGAAAGGUGAUAUUUGGGCCACAUUUGAAGUCAUUGAAAAUGAAGAGUUAGAACGCCCUCUUCACUACACAGAAAAUGUGUUGGAACAGGUGCUUCGGUGGAGUUCACUAGCUGAACCUGGCUCCGCUUAUCUUGUGGUGAAGAGAUUCUUAACCAUCAACACAGUCAGACACUAUAAUGAAAGGAGGGCCCUGGAAAGUAUCAAAGAAGGAGUCUUGAAAAUUAAAGAAGAACCAUCUAAAAUACUGUCUGGAAAUAAGUUUCAAGACCGGUAUAUUGUUUUACGAGAUGGGUAUCUGUUUCUCUACAAGGAUUCAAAGAGUAGCAAAUAUGAGAAAAUGUUUUCCCUCAGUUCAAUGAAGUUUUAUCUUGGAGUGAAAAAGAAAAUGAAGCCUCCAACAAGUUGGGGAUUGACAGCAUAUUCCGAAAAACAUCACUGGCACAUUUGUUGUGAUAGCUUACAAACUCAGACUGAGUGGAUGGCCAGUGUCUUCAUUGCCCAGCAUGAAAAUGAUAUAUUGCCACCAGCUGGAAAGGAACGAAAACGUUCUAUAACCAAAAAUCCCAAAAUCGGAGGUUUGCCUCUAAUUCCAAUCCAGCAUGAGAAAAGCGCAAACCAAGCCAGGAAAAAUAUUGAGAGUGCGAGAGCAGAGCUGGAGCGGCUGCGGCUCAGUGAAAAGCAUGACCAAGAGUUUGGGGACGGCGACUUGAGGGAGAGAGCCUCCAUGGUGGCCCAGUGCCUGGAGCACAAGGACGAGAAACUUCGAACUCGAACCAGAAAACAUCGGAGUUUCAACUGUCUGGAGGACACAGAGGCUGAGGUCCCUCACGGGCAACAGAAAAGCCAGAAAGCCCUCAAGACGUUGAGGAAGACUGAGGACAGGAAUGGCAAAGCUGUUUUAGACUCUGAUAGUAAGUUACCAUCCAAGGUCAUUGAAGAACUUAGCCUGGUUCUGCAGCGGACAAGAGCCCUUCCAAAAGACUUACAGGUUCCUCGUAGGUGGCUGCUGAGAAGAAACCUGCACUGCACUGAAGACAUUGUACACGGGACCCGGCAUGGUUGCCAUUUGCACUGUUGCUGUAUACGUUUUUUUUAAUGCCUUACCAUGAUUUUUGUACAAAUUCAUUAUCGCAGGGUUUUGUUAUUUUGAUUUUUUAAAUUCUUACUGCUUUACUUUUGUAAACACCUUUUGUAUUUCAUCUCGUUAUUUUAAGUAUGGUGGUCUCUUUCUCUGUGACAUCAGAACUAACUGGAAGUAUACAACGUAUGGCCAUUUUAGAGUGCAGAUAGUUUACCCCACUUUUGGCAGCUAUGGUUCACAUUUAAUCAGUCUCCUUAUUUAAAAAAAAAAAAAAAAGGAGUCUCCUUCCUGUGCCUAAUAAGUAAUAACAAAGUCCUCUGUUUUUUGCCUCCACCUUAGGGUCAACUACUGAGUUGGUGAUUUUCCAACAGACAAUACUGUCUAAUUAUAGUUCACAUUAGGGAAAGCACUUUUCAUCCCUUUCCUAGGAAUUUUAUUAGGUCUGAGGAGUUUUGAUUACAAUUAGCGUAUAUAGCUAGGCUGCCCCCCUUUUCAGGGUCUUCUUCACAGUCUGUUAUACGAAGGCCCAUACUUUCGUUAAGUCCAGUCAUUGUAUAGGAAUGUACUCUUAAAUACUCUGAAUUUCUUCAUUGUAAAAUCCUGAUCACUUCUAUUUGGUGGUGAUAACAUAGUUUGCCAUGGGUGUGUGAUAUUUAUUCUUUAAAUCUAUAUCGAUUAGAUUUUUUUUCCAAAAGAAACUGCAGGUCAGUUUAUGAAUUUCAAGGUGGCACUACUGGGGAAUGUUCAUUUAAAGCAAGAAAUCGGGAUUUAGGGGAAAUUAUCUAAAACUAUUAUCCUUAAUAAGUUAUAAUAUUUAUGAAAUGAGGCAUAUGACCAUAUUUGAACAUGGGGGGAAAAGUAUCUGGAGUUUCUUACCUGCCUUCUCUGAAGAUUUUUGAAACUUGAGCUUAAAAUUAAGUAGCUCUGUUUCCCUUCCUUCAUGUAUAAUUGUCUCCAUUUUUCAAGAGUAAGAUAAGGGCUAAUGAUGAUGUCUCAUAUUUUGAAUAAAAAUUUUACAAGUCCACUGGAA